This is a messenger RNA of Tetrahymena thermophila SB210, 909 nucleotides long. RefSeq lists its product as hypothetical. The record is from RefSeq and is a predicted model, not a curated record. Lineage: Eukaryota; Ciliophora; Oligohymenophorea; Hymenostomatida; Tetrahymenidae. The transcript has a single exon.
AUGGAAACCAAGAAUAUUCCUUCAAAUUAAAAAGCUAAAAAUCCAUUAAAUAAAUCAUUAAAAUAAAUAUUUGCUAUAUCUCCAGAAAUCAGUAAACAAAAUAGUUAAACCUCAUUUAAUAAAGAUCACCUAAGUACUUAAAUAAAUGAGUCUUUAGAUUUGACGAUUUCAGCUUCUUUACGCAAAGACUUUAAAGGAGAUUUAUCUCUAAGUUAACAAUUAAUACAACAAUAAAAUGAGAGUAUGCAAAAGCAAAAUAGAUUCAAAGUUCUGUAGCAAAAUUUAAUGUUAAACGUCAAAGGGCAUUCCCCAAUAUCGAAUAAGGGAUAAAGAGCUUUGUCUUAGCUGUCUACUUGUUCUUCUACAGAUACUCCUUAGGAUAAAUGUGAGAGCUAAAACUGUCAUAAUAUUAAUUCCACUUAAUCUCUGAACAUCAGCAAUAAUCACCAAAUUUUAUGCAAGCUACCAAAAAUUUAAAACAAAAGCGAACUAUGCUUACAUAAAAUCCACUUUUUUCCUUAAUAAAAAGAGCUUGAUAAGCUAUUUCACAAACCAGUUAACUAAGAAAAAGCGAAAUUAUAUAGUUUCAUUAACUAAAAUUAAAUUAGUAAAGAUAACCAACUUCACUAAUUAGUCUAUAAAAAGCUAGCUCCAAUAACCUCUAUUUACAAUUAAUCGCAGAUAUUUGAAACCAAAAAACUAAGCAAUUUUGAUUAAAAUUUGAGUCCUUUCCCUAGAUAUUACUUCAAAUAAAAUAAAUAGAGAGUUGAAAAAUAAUUUGGAAAUUAAUAUGCUUACUAAUUAAUUAAUAACAUAAAUUUGUAAAAAAAGCUGAGUUUGAUAAAAGCCAUUUCCACUAGAAACACCAAGUUGAAUUUAGAUACUUUACAGAAUUUGAAUUAAAAAUGA